Messenger RNA from Anolis carolinensis (green anole), 1878 nucleotides. RefSeq names its product ubiquitin conjugating enzyme E2 D2 (gene ube2d2). Gene Ontology annotation, cellular component: nucleus. The transcript has 5 exons. Gene Ontology annotation, biological process: protein polyubiquitination. Lineage: Eukaryota; Metazoa; Chordata; Lepidosauria; Squamata; Anolidae. The coding region runs from base 43 to 375 and encodes 110 amino acids. The record is from RefSeq and is a predicted model, not a curated record. Gene Ontology annotation, molecular function: ubiquitin conjugating enzyme activity.
AAUUUCUCUCCUCCUGUAGUGUUCCAUUGGCAAGCAACAAUAAUGGGACCAAAUGACAGUCCCUAUCAAGGUGGGGUGUUCUUCUUGACAAUUCACUUCCCAACAGAUUAUCCCUUCAAACCACCUAAGGUUGCAUUUACAACAAGAAUUUACCAUCCAAAUAUUAACAGUAAUGGCAGUAUUUGUCUUGAUAUUCUACGGUCACAGUGGUCUCCAGCGUUAACUAUUUCAAAAGUACUUUUGUCCAUCUGUUCUCUGUUGUGUGAUCCCAAUCCAGAUGAUCCCUUAGUGCCUGAGAUUGCACGGAUCUACAAAACAGAUAGAGAAAAGUACAACAGAAUAGCUCGAGAAUGGACUCAGAAGUAUGCGAUGUAAUUAAAGAAAUUAUUGGAUAACCUCUACAAAUAAAAGAUAGGGGAACUCUAAAAGAGAAAGUCCUUUUGAUUUCCAUUUGACUGCUUUCUAUGAGCCCACGCCUCAUCUUCCCCCGUGCACAUGUUUACCUGAUACAGCAGUGCUGCGUGUUGUACAUACUUGGAACAAUGAAUACUGUAUUCCAUACCAACAUUGACUCCUAGCAAAGAAAUGUGUGUGAAAAGCCAGUUCUUCAGUCAAAGUGUAGUUGUGAGCAUAAAAGCAUUCCUGCAAAAUUUAAAAUUGGGCAGUAAAACCAAAAUGGGGGAAGAUAAUAAAGAGUAAAUGUGUUCAUGUGCUUUGGAGGGCUUUCCGUGAUUAAAAACACCCUUUUUAUAAAUUAAAAGAGUGGAAUCCUUUUAAUCUCAUAACUCUUAUGGAAAACCAGGUGGUAAGAACUUAAAUCGGUGUCUGUAUUUUAUUCUGAAGGACCUACUAAGGGAAAUGUAUGACCAACAAGAUCAAAUAAUGCCCACAUCCUCUGUUUAAAGGUCUAAGUUUAACUGGUCAGCAUUUAAGUGCAUUGGAGCUAUUAGUGCAUCAAGUGACGUUGAUUUUGUUUCAACUCUUCCCCUUCCUUCCCCUUCAUGAUUUUGGUUUGUAUGUGUUUUCUCAGUUAACAUAGCUAAUAGCUCUUAUUUUCUUAAGUUUUUAACUGCUUAGGUCUUUCUGGAUGUAAGGGUAAAAAUUCAUUUGACAGACUUGUGUAUAUUUAAAGACCCAGCUGCUCCCUUGGAGCUUGUACGUUCAAGAAUGAUUAAUCUGUGUAAUAAACUGAUUACUACAGUCAUUGCAUAUAACUGUGUGAAUAGGCUUAAUUCUUUGUGAGCUCUGAUUUAAGGACUUCUCAGGUUCUCGCCUUUGAAUAACAACAUUUUAGAAUUGUAAAUCUUCAGGGCUUCAUGAUAAAAAGUAGUACCUCAAGGGAAAAAACUCAACUGGUCAGUGGGACAAUUCCAAACAGUAUUGUUAGUGUACCAACUUUGAUGUUUAGUUUACAUAUUGGAAAUAUGCAUGUUCAUGUGACAGAACUUGACUGUUAAACCAGAUGAACAGCUUGCAAAUUCAGCAUAGUUUCACUGAGUUUUUCUUUACUUGGGAAUAGUUCUGAUGUCUAUGUCAAUAAAACAUGUAGUUUUAAACAUUUAUUUAAAACAGUAGAUUUUACCAGAUGCAGCAGCACAAACAUUCAUGAAUGGCAGCCUUUGAAGACUCACACUAAAUAUUUUGAAAUGGUCACUGUACAUACCUAUCUUUGAGCAGCCUUCAUUUGAAAUCUAGUGAAAAUGUAGUUUGAAGUUGUUUAAACAGGUGUCCCCUGCAAACCUAAAUGUUAAUAAGCUGAGUCAAGUGUAUAAAACAUUCUGGGUUUAGACUCUUUCAGAGUUGUGCUCUGCCCCAUCUAUUUUCAAAGUCAUCUAUACGUUUUUGUGCAAACAAUAAAUGUCCACUACUUUGAUUUUA